CGGUUGUCUGAGACGUUCUCGGCUCCGCUUCGAGGUGUUUAGACAACUGUUUAGCGGCGUGUCACCCGCACCAAAAAAGAGGGGAAGAAGAAAAAGACGUGUGAAUUUUCGCGGCUAGCGAAAUAGGGUUGUCCAAACCGGUCCCCGACUGCUGACUUUACGUCAAUUUUUUGGUGUGCGCCGAGACAGCGGAGAUUCGAAAGUCGGUGGUGAUUCGCAAUUACAAGCUCCACUUUGACCCCAGAUUCGUUUGUUUCCAUAUAAAGUGGUUAUUCUCGUACGCUAUGAGCACUGUUUUUGCAACCUUCUCGGUCUUGAAAGACCACGUGAAACUCAAAGCGGCGGGUGAAGCUGUAACCAUCGAUAACAUUGUUUUCAGGCUACAUUACAGGGCAACAUUUUUGUUACUAAUCAUAGGAUCCCUGCUAGUCAGUUCCAGACAAUUUAUCGGAGAACACAUAAGAUGCAUCGCCGAUACGAGUGUUCCAAACCGCGUCAUAGAAACCUUUUGUUUCUUCACGUCCACUUUUACGGUAGCCAAACACAUGAACUUGUCCGCCGUGCGAGAUGGUACAAUAGCGCAUCCCGGAGUUGGUCCGGUGAAACCAGGCGAUGAAGUCGUGCAUCACGCCUACUACCAGUGGGUUCCAUUUUUCCUUUUCUUUCAAGGGAUUCUCUUCUACCUACCGCAUUACUUUUGGAAACUUAAAGAAGGUGGUAGAAUGAAGGCUCUGGUGACUGGACUUCACAUGGCCUCGUUGUCGAUCCGAGAUGAACCAUUGCCGGUGAACGGCAGUCUCACCGUACCAUCUAAAAAUGACCUACAGAAAAAGAUUCAGACAAUUAGAACCGCAUUUUUGAAUCGUCUUCACGUGAACCGACCGUGGGCGUAUUAUCUGUGCGUCUUCGAGCUCCUGAACUUUAUCAUCGUAGUGUCGCAGAUUUAUGUGACCAACAGUUUUCUCGGUGGUGCUUUUUUGCGACUCGGACACCGUGUGGCGAAUGGAAAUUUUGACGAAGACGACACUACGGUGGACAUACUCGAUACGGUAUUUCCGAAAAUGACGAAGUGCACUUUUCACAAAUACGGUCAAUCGGGAAGUAUACAACAACACGACGCGCUGUGCGUGAUGGCGUUGAACGUUGUCAAUGAAAAAAUCUACACAUUUCUGUGGUUCUGGCUUAUCAUCUUGGCAGUAAUUACCGGUGUUAAUCUCGUGUGGAGAAUUUUAACGAUGUUACUUCACGCCAGGAGCAAGAGAUUCAACAAACUGGUAUUCGGUAUGGCUUGUCCCGGGACAAACAACCCCUGGAGUGUUCUCAAGGUUACUCGACAGUACAACUUCAGCGAUUGGCUCUUCUUGUACUACAUAGCAAAGAACCUCGACAACUCCAUAUUCAGCGAGUUGUUCAAAAGGUUGGCCCGGGAUCUCCAGCACCGACAAGACCGCGGGGGGAAUAAUGAGCCUCUACCGCUCAUCCCGGAGAACGACAGGGAGGAAAAACUGCCUCUGAACAUUUAUGACGAACAGAAACGGGCUUAAACCGAGUCAAUCCCCGGUGAAAGGCAUUCCGUUAAGGGUUAAGCCUGGUUUAUACUUCGGACGAUAAAUAACGAGAGAUUUGGACGCGGUUAUCGAUCACCUGAUCGCUCCUGUUUCGAACCGGUUCAGAUCUGAUGCGGUCUUCUAGAAACGAUCUAAACUGUGCCAUACGCAAUCAAGAUAUCUAGUUCAUUAGUCAA
Molecule: messenger RNA, 1744 nt
Organism: Athalia rosae (coleseed sawfly)
Lineage: Eukaryota; Metazoa; Arthropoda; Insecta; Hymenoptera; Athaliidae
Gene: Inx7
Product: innexin inx7
Exons: 6
Coding region: 285-1544 (419 amino acids)
Biological process (GO): phototransduction
Cellular component (GO): gap junction; plasma membrane
Molecular function (GO): gap junction channel activity
Source: RefSeq, a predicted model, not a curated record